This is a messenger RNA of Pogoniulus pusillus (Red-fronted tinkerbird), 2685 nucleotides long. Its product is annotated as ketosamine-3-kinase-like. The coding region runs from base 213 to 1142 and encodes 309 amino acids. NCBI's taxonomy places the organism in Eukaryota, Metazoa, Chordata, Aves, Piciformes, Lybiidae. The record is from RefSeq and is a predicted model, not a curated record. The transcript has 6 exons.
GAAGCGGCUCCUUUCACGUCCUUGCUCAGGGCCUGCAAACCAACCGCUCGCCCUUUGGCAGCAGCCAUCGCCGUCUGUUCCCACGGCAGCGCCCAGGCCACCCCCGAGCCCCUGCCCGCCUCAGGCGCAGGCGCCAUUUUGGCAGCCGCCGGCCCGGCCCGACACCAGCGAAGCAGCGCAGGCGCAGAGCCGCUCCGGGCCCGGCAGGCAGCAUGGAGGACGCGCUGAAACGGGCGCUUGGCACUGCGGUGCUCCGGCCCACGGGCCACUCGGGGGGCGGCUGCAUCAGCCAGGGCCAGAGCUACGACACCGACCAUGGCCGGGUGUACGUGAAGAGCAACUCCAAGGCGGAGGCCAGAAGGAUGUUUGAGGGAGAAAUGGCAAGUUUGGAAGCCAUCUUGAAAACACAGACCAUAAAAGUGCCUAAACCCAUCAAAAUUAUAGACAUGCCUGGGGGCACUACUCUAUUUGCAAUGGAACACUUGGAAAUGAGGGGCUUAAACAGACAUUCAGCAAAGCUCGGGACACAACUGGCUGAUCUCCACCUUCAUAACCAGCAACUUGGAGAGAAGCUGAAAAAAGAAGAAAGCACAAUUGGUAAAGGUCAAGGGCAAAUGGAAGUCCAGUUUGUGGAUCAAUUUGGCUUUCAUACAGUUACCUGCUGUGGCUAUCUCCCACAGGUGAAUGACUGGCAGAAUGACUGGGUGACUUUCUUUGCCAAGCAAAGAAUCCAGCCCCAGAUGGAUAUGAUCGAGAAGAAUUCGGGAGACAGAGAAGCAAGAGAGCUUUGGGCACAGCUUCAGCUGAAGAUUCCCAGCUUGUUCUGUGAUGUAGAAAUUAUUCCUGCUCUCCUGCAUGGAGAUCUCUGGGGAGGAAAUGUGGCUGAGGAUGAUUCUGGUCCAAUUAUCUUCGAUCCAGCUUCUUUCUACGGCCAUUCAGAGUAUGAGCUUGCAAUAGCUGGGAUGUUUGGUGGCUUCAGCAGUUCUUUUUACUCUGCUUAUCACAAUAAAAUUCCCAAAGCUGCAGGGUUUGAGAAACGCCUAAAGCUUUAUCAGCUUUUUCAUUACAUGAACCAUUGGAACCAUUUUGGUACAGGGUACAGAGGGUCUUCUCUAAACAUUAUGAGAAACCUUGUAAAGUGACUUCCUGCUGAGGCAGGAUACUUGCUGUGUUGCUUGGAAAAUCCCAGACUUGGCAGUGCAACUACAGUAGUAGUAAUGUUAAACAAAGCUACCAGACCCUUGACCUCGUUGCUCAGCUGAAGACCUAGAAUCAGUGAGUCUUGCUGAAUGCCAGGUGUAAUUUAGUCAUCCCUUUUCAGUCAUCCCUGGGAAUAAUUUUAUGAGGGAAAUAUCAAAGGAAGGGGUUUACUCAGUUGCACAAAAGAUCUGUUGGUGUCAGGAAUGCACUGUAUACUUGAGACUGGGCAAGAUAAUGCAAAUCAAGCACUCAAGUGUAAAUGGUGGGAAGAAAUUCUGUCUUAGGGACCACUUGUGCUUCAGAGUAGAGAAAUACCAGAUUUUUAUUUGUAUCCUAAUGGAAAACUUCAGAUAAAUGUCUGUCAAAUGGAAAAUUGAUUUUUUUCAUUACAGCAAAGAUGGCUGAAAAAGUUGCUCCUUGCUUUUUGUGCUUUAUGAUAGAUUGCUCAGACACUUUGAGCUCCUCAUGUCAAGUUAUGUGCAUGAGAACAACAUUAACAAAAUAGUCGGAAAGUCAACAAGAAAAUUCUGUAGUGAGAGAUGUGAAAAAUGAUUUAGACUUGCUGUUCAUUAUGCUGAAAUGAUUCUAUUGGAUGGAGAGUGCUUCCUGUUCUGUUAGAAAGCUGUAUGAAAAUGCUCAUCAUUUUUUCUGGCAUGUGCAUUUUGGUGCCUCCUGGCAUACCUGUAGGCUGCUUCAUGCUUGCCAGUCAGUGGGCUCUUACUCAUAUGUGUUUUGUUUUCACUAGAACUAGGCUCUCUUUGAUUUUGAAUCAUCCUUUUGUCUAGUAGAGUACAUUCUUGAAGGCACUUUAGAUGUUCACAUCCUGUGAAGAUGUACACUCUCACUAACAGAAACUGAAGAUGUACUUCUUAGCUGUUGUCAUUGCCCACUGGAUAACACCACCCAUUGAUGCAGGCUUCACAUCAGUUUUCUAUAGUUGAGACUCCAGGUGCCAUAAGCUAACAUUUUUCUUCAGUCCCCAUGAAGUGCACUUUCUAGCUCUUGGGAUAAGAGACAUGAAGCCAAAGGAAGUUCAGAUGUAACUCACAGAACAGCAGCUUUACAUCGCUGUCAGAAGUUCUGUAAGGACAGCUUUGCAGAGUAUCUGUUUCUUGUACCCACUGAUAGUAAUGCUGCAAUUGCACUCUUUUUGAUGUAGGCUGGCAAUGCAAUUCAGUGCAAGCAUACCAGGUAGGUGAGAGAGAUGCAUGGUUUCUAGCAUGCACGUGGAGUGUUUGGGAAUUACUUUUGUUAAUUAAAGAUGUUUUUCACUGGAUAUUGGCAAAUUACAAAGAGAUUUUUAGUUGCUGGGUUUGCAGUUAUUCAUAAGUAAGUUUAGAGAGGACCAUUGCUUGAUGUGACUUUCUUUCCUUUAUUCUACUGCUCUUGUCAUUGGCUGUUUAACUUUUGCUACAAAGAGUUUUAAAGCCUUGCUUGGUAGAAUAGCUUUUACUUUGUGGCUUAAAUAAAUUAUUUCCCUGUUGA